AUGAGGCUGCUCCAGUCGCAAAUACGCGCAGCUGCAAGAUGGAAACAUUCGCACAUUAGAACAAUAUCCACCGCCAUCCACCAACCCGAUCGUGUUCCGUGGAACACGCUGGUGUCCAAUUUGCAGUAUGACCCCCUGAUCGCGUGUAAAAAUGGCAGAGCAAACCUCAAGUUUCGGUUUCAGCAUAAGCAGGGUAUAUCGCUCAACUACUUUGUCGAUUCUUUGAUCCAGUUUAUCAACGAGCAGGCAGAUGAACUGCGCCGCACGUUUCCAGAAAACUACGAAAUUCCAUCAUCUGAUGAUGUAGUAAUCAGCGAUGAAGUGGUCAUGAGAAUCUUACCUCUCGUCCAUGCCUGGCGGUCGCAUUGCUGGAACGGAAUCUCGGACAAGCACGAAAUGGGGAUCAUGAACGAGACCAUCGAGUCGGAGCUAUGUUUGCAUGCAGAGCAUGACAAGGAAUGCAAGUGUGCAUUGCCUCUGAAGGAGAGAAAGAUGGCGGCGUUCCUCAGACAGUACGAGGAAAACGAUUGUUACUGCUUCAUGCAAGUAAACGGCGAGGCCUUUUUCAACCUUGAGAUCACCAAAACUCUUCUGAUACAGGGAGAAAUCGAGACCAUUUUGAACAUCUUUUUACACCCGAAUGUUGACUAUUCCGAAUGGUGGAACCAGGCAGAAUGCCAUUGCAAUGCGUGCGAGUUCAACAUUGGGUUGGAUCAAAUCUACAACAUGGCUUUGAGAUCAUACAUUACUCUCAAUGCACUUCUUCAUUUCUCCCAGCUGUUGGACCAUGCAUUAUCUCAUUCAGAAGAUGCCAACGACUACCGGCGACUAUUCGCCUACCAAAAGAUGAUCAGGGAAACCACGAAAACAAACCCGACGACAGAGGUGGCUACAUAUCCGCACAGGCAAUUCUUUGGUAUUGCGCAGCCCCAGCUUCACGAUUCAACUGAGCUAAGGGAGACAACAAGAUCGACGGAACCCGCGAAGUCUGAGAAGCCCCUAGAAGUAGUGGGAGUACCUCGUGGACUGGUUGUGCCUCACGAUCCAUUUCAUCCUGAUAACUUGGAAGAGCUGCGCCUGUAUCUCGAGAAUUGCUGGAAGCUGAUUCUGAGAUGUGUCAUACUAGACCGAGCGCAGGAUCUUAGCUUUGGAGACGAGAUUGACACGAUCACUAAGCUCGUGAACGAUCUGGGCUCAUGUGGCUGUUGCGGGGGCACGAGUGCUAUGAAAUACGGGCCAUAUGGAGGGAAAUCACAAAGAUGGAUGCAUAGAUUCGUUUAA
Clonostachys rhizophaga is the source of this 1281-nucleotide messenger RNA. The record is from the annotation of a GenBank genome assembly. NCBI's taxonomy places the organism in Eukaryota, Fungi, Ascomycota, Sordariomycetes, Hypocreales, Bionectriaceae.